AUGAACUUGGAUCCACCCAAUAAUCUAGAGAAUCGCCAGGGAAAUCAUCCAGUGAGCGGUGCUAGCCCAAAUUAUCCAGAAAGGCCACGUAAAAACAAACCACGGAGAGUCCUGGCUGAAGAAAGGAAACGUGCAGUUCGAGCCUGCGACAGAUGUCGAAAACUGAAAGAAAAGUGCGAGGGAGGAGUCCCUUGUCGAAGAUGUUUGUAUUAUUCGAAUGUAUGCGAAUUCAACCGUACCGAUUCACAAGAUCAAGAUGACCCGCCGCGUGCUGCAAGACCUAGAAUUUCAAAGUCUCACGUUACUGAGCUUUCGAGCCGUUGUUUCUAUAUGGAACAGAUAUUGAAAGUCAGAUGCCCUGACUUGAAUCUUGAAACAGAGGGUCUUCAGCGAACCUAUGAAUCUCUCACUCAAACUGGAGCCAACCUAGUUGACACCAGGCAUCUGGAUUUAGAAGACGAGGAUGAUCUGAUAUCUCUUGAUGAAGAAGUUUGCACGAUUGAUCCGGUCCAGGAAAAUGUGACACACUAUUCCGGAGAAUUUUCCUAUUGGAAUUUCUCGAUGCGAUUGAAGCGACAUAUUGAUGACCGUAUAUCUGCAACAAUGUUCCAGUCUAUGCAUGGGUCGGAUGAAAUCUCGGGAUAUUGGAGAGCAGAAAAAGUACAAUCUGGCUUGAGCAACCUCUCCACUAUAAUAUCUUGUUUCCCUCCUCGCCACGUCGCCGAAUUUCUAGCCGAUAUCUUCUUCAAGUAUGCUCAAACAAACUACUUUCUUGUUGACAAGAGCUGGUCUAUCGAGAAAAUCAAUACGCUUUAUUCAAAGCCUGAGAACUUAUCUACUAAAGACGCCCCUGCAAUAAGCAUAGUACUCACGAUCUUUGCUAUCGGCACCCAAUACGUAUACUUGGACUCAACCCAAAGAAAUCACAGAGCAAAAGACAGUCUUACUUUUUCCGAAGAUGAGGUGGGCAAAAUGUUCUAUCAGCAAGCAGUCCAGCUUCUUCCGGAAAUCAUUGAGUUGUCGUCGCUCGAAAGUGUCCAGGCAUGUUUACUGUUUGGAGUAUACACACUUCCGUUAGAUGCUUCGGGCCUUGCAUACGUCUAUUUGAAUCUUGCGAUUCGGCUGGCAAUGCAAAAUGGGAUGCAUCGUCAGUAUACAGGAAAUGCGCUUAGCACUGUCACGAUCGAGACCAGAAACUGUGUUUGGUGGAGUGCCUAUACUUUGGAUAGGAAAAUUAACAUCUUCCAUGGACGGCCGCUAUCACUCUCCCGUAGCGAUGUCGAAGCAAACCUUCCAACUGUGUCGGAGAAUUAUGGGGAGAACGGCGAAUUUUUGAAUACAAUACAUAUGGCCACUUCUAUCAGGCUUGUUCAUUAUCUAGAGGAAUUUCUGCUUCAUAUGACAACGCUUCGUACCCUACCUAAACAAACAAUACCAAAUACUCUAUCUCGUUUGAUGGACACAAAGAAGGCUCUCGCAGCAUGGUGGGAGUCUCUUCCAGAGGUAAUUACACACCCCAUAUUAUCCCACGGUAUCGCGUCCUGGCGAGCUGCGAUGCAUGUUCGUCUAGAAUACUGUCUAGUGCGGCUUUUUGUUGGACGCCCAUUUCUAUUACGCCGUUCUCACUCUCGGUCUCGAUUUGAAACGUCUCCAGAAAUCGAACAAAGAAACCCCACAACCAAUACCUCGGAAUGUAAAGAGAAACCUCCAUCUCGGCGACUAGAGCUGGUGAAUGACUGUGUGCAAGCCGCAUUAGACGCUCUCGAUAUCUGCCUGUCAUUAAGAGACAAUACUCCAGGAUUAGCUCGAGCCUGUUACAUUGAAUACAGCUCUUGCCGUGCAUCCUUAUUAGUGUUGAUUGCAUUUUCAAUCCAGGAUGAAACAUGUCAAUUCCAUGACAUUUUGCAGCGUGGCCUCGAUAUGAUUUGUGAGAUGUCGGCUGCUGGAGACUCAGCACGAUCUGAAGUAUCUCUGAUCGAAUCUCUAGAACGUGCGCUAUCGCGUCUGCAACUGCUAGACUCGCAGGAAUCGAGUCAAAAUACGAAAUUAACAUCGGAUUUACGAUAUGAUUCGUUCAAAUCUUGGGAGUCUAUGUGGAAAGCAACCAACAACGAUCACAAUACGAGAAAUAACUGCUCCAACAAUGGAAAAUCUGUUCAAACUCCUGUCCCAUCAUCAAGGCAGUCAAGAACCGCCCCACUCUUCUCCACACAAAUACAGCAGAAUCUACAUAACGGUCCUACAAAUGUCGAUGAUGAAAACAGCCUUCCAGACGUCCACCUGACAAUCCCGAAUAAUGGCGAGAUAGAGACAAUUGACAAUUUCAGUUCGUUUUAUUCUACAAUUGAUUUGGAUCUGUUUAGCGACGCACAUAUAAACCUAGGAGCGACUGGGACUCUUCAUCCAGAGUCAGAGUUCUUUCAAGAUGUUUUACGAAAUUCGGAGUUCGUUUUCAAUUCUGGCUUUGGAUGA
This is a messenger RNA of Talaromyces proteolyticus, 2472 nucleotides long. Its product is annotated as fungal-specific transcription factor domain-containing protein. The transcript is spliced from 7 exons. The record is from RefSeq and is a predicted model, not a curated record. Gene Ontology annotation, biological process: DNA-templated transcription; regulation of DNA-templated transcription. Gene Ontology annotation, molecular function: zinc ion binding; DNA binding; DNA-binding transcription factor activity, RNA polymerase II-specific. The coding region runs from base 1 to 2472 and encodes 823 amino acids. Lineage: Eukaryota; Fungi; Ascomycota; Eurotiomycetes; Eurotiales; Trichocomaceae.